Messenger RNA from Dichomitus squalens LYAD-421 SS1, 546 nucleotides. RefSeq lists its product as uncharacterized. Lineage: Eukaryota; Fungi; Basidiomycota; Agaricomycetes; Polyporales; Polyporaceae. Bases 1 to 546 code for a protein of 181 amino acids. The transcript is spliced from 2 exons. The record is from RefSeq and is a predicted model, not a curated record.
AUGGCGCGGGAUGCCUCCCUCCCGUCCUCGGUGCGCCAGAAUGCGCUUGCGAGUGCUAUUCUGCCCGCAUUUAAUUACUCCGAGGUCGCGUCGGAGGUCGCCUCGAUCCUACAGGCCAUAUCAACAGUCGUUCCAACGCCCUCGAGAUUUCCGGACUCUCGACUCGCAUUCCCAUCGCUCUCCAUCGCACCCCUGACUGCGCUACCUUCUGCGCCUUUCACGCCGCUUGUGCAGCACGCACCGUCUGCACACUCUUCUGUCCUCCACAAGCGUGAAACGGACACUUCCGACACCUCAACUUCCACGCCCACCUCCACCACGACCGUCGUCGUCAGCACGACCUCGACAGACACUCAACUCACAACCUCUACACACGUUGCAACGCUCCCGCGCGACAAGACGGUCACUGGCCCGGGCUCGACGGUGACCACUACGGUGACGCGUGGCUCACAGGGUCGAACCUAUACGGUGGAAACGAUCCAAACCGUCACGCAGACCAGGACGUAUGUCGUUGAGCUGCCGACGGUCGUUAUUGUUACGGCGUGA